Onychostoma macrolepis is the source of this 8090-nucleotide messenger RNA. It is a transcript of the gene stab1, whose product is annotated as stabilin 1. Lineage: Eukaryota; Metazoa; Chordata; Actinopteri; Cypriniformes; Cyprinidae. Gene Ontology annotation, biological process: cell adhesion. Bases 236 to 7897 code for a protein of 2553 amino acids. Gene Ontology annotation, molecular function: hyaluronic acid binding. The record is from RefSeq and is a predicted model, not a curated record. The transcript has 69 exons.
UGUAGUCACAUCAAACCUCUCUCACUCAGUGGCAAGCUGUUCAACAUGCAAACCCUUGAAAGUACAUGAGUGACAACAUCUGAAGAGGUUUUUCUGGAGAUGUUAGAAAUCGAGAUGUCCUGUUGUGUGCAUUGACUGGAGAUAGUGGCUGGUCUCGGGAGAGGCAGUUCUGUUUGUGUUGCAUGUUUAUCUGACGACUUUUCAGGAUUUUUUUACUGGCUUUGGGGAAGCAGACAUGUCUUAUCUUCUCAUUUUGGGACUCAUGGUACUGUGGACUUCACACAUUCAGGCCAUUUCUAAUCGCUGCGAUGCGCCCGUUACAGUCCGUCACAGUACUCCCUGCACAUCCUGCGCCGCUUCCGCCGCCAUCGUUUGCCCGCGAGGGUUCAGGAAGAUCACCCAGAACCCCGAUAUCUGCAGAUACGUUGUGGAGAUCGGCAGUCACCAAGUAGAGCUGUCAGGGUGCUCUCAUAGCUGUCAGGGCGUUACGACAGUCCAUCACUGCUGUCCUGGCUUCUGGGGGCCCCUGUGCUUGCCUUGCCCUAGCUGGUCCGGAAAGAUGUGUAAUGGUUAUGGUACAUGUGACUCUGCAAAUGGCACCUGUGUUUGUAAUGAGGGAUAUACAGGUUUUGCAUGCCAGAAUUGUUUGAAUGAGAACACCUAUGGAGACCACUGCCGUUCAGAGUGCAGCUGUGUGCAUGGAAAGUGUAAUUCAGGACCAGACGGAGAUGGCGAAUGUUACUGUCAGCCGCCAUUUUCAGGACCAAAGUGUGAUAAAGUUUCUUCAUCUUGCUCAAACUGCCUGGCCUAUUCGUACUGUAAGGGAGACAACACAAACGCUGUGUGUGAAUGUAUACCUGGAUACAAGAAGAUUGGAAAUACAUGUAUAGGCGUGUGUUCGCCUGGAAUUUGCGAUGCUAACGCGAAGUGUUCAUUUAGCGGUGGGAAGUUUCAGUGCAAGUGUGAAGAGGGAUUCAAGGGAGACGGUAAACACUGCCUUCCCAUCAACCCCUGCGACACUAAUAAUGGGGGCUGUCCUGCAGAGUCCACUGUCUGUGAAUUCACAAGCCCAGGGAAGUCAAAAUGUGUUUGUUUGCCUGGAAUGGAGUCGUCCGACCCGUUGAAGGGUUGUACGCAAAAAUCGGCCUGCACACUGGGUUCAUGCCACGUCAGCGCCCGCUGCGAGACCAACUCAGACGGCACACCCAGCUGCCGCUGCAAUGCUCAGCAGAUCAGCGAUGGCAGACGUUGCUAUGGUAACCUCAUGGAAAGAGUUCUGGAACUGGACAGAGAGGGCAGUCAGGCAGGAAACCUCACUGGAAGCGUUCGGUUCUUUGAGCAAGCGUGUGAGUUCACACUCAGCCAGCAUGGCCCGUUCACUGCGUUCAUUCCUGCGGGACAGAAUCCUUUCCAAACGCUUGCAGGAAAAUCCUCGAGCAGUGUCCUGAACACAGUGUGCAAAAAUCACCUCAUCCUCGGACAGAAACUCUACAGUGAUCUGGAGGGGAAAGACAUGUGGAUGUAUGGAGGAGAAAAGAUCAGAUUCAAAACAAAAAAGCACUUUAUCCUGAUGAGGGAUCCAGACGUGUUGUUUACUGUACUUGAGAGCGAUAUCCCAGCAUCCAACGGAAUAAUUCAUAUUAUUGACAAGCCCUUUACUCUUGCUCAUAUCGAGUCUUCAAACAACAACAUGGAGUUCUCCUCAAAGACCAUCGGAGAGAUUUUCAGAGAGGAUGACAGGUUCAAUCGAUUCCUGUCUCUGGUAGAUAAUUGUGGAGCCCUGUUGCCUGUCAGAGGUUCAGGUCCGCUUACAGUGUUUGUUCCAACCAACACAGCCAUAGACAAAUCCAGAGAUGGAAGUCUUAUGUACAUGCUGAAUGAAGCCAAACCAAAGCUUCAGAUGCUUCUGAAACACCAUAUGUUCUCCCUGGCCGCUGUUACUGUGGACCAGCUUGCUAGCAUGUCUGAGAUUACAACAAUGGCCAGUGAGAUCUUAAGGAUCAAUGCCUCUGAGGAUGGAAGAGUCUUCCUGGGCGAUAAAGGAAUACCUCUCGAAACGAAAGACAUUGUCGCAUCUAAUGGAAUCAUUCACCUAAUUGAUGGAGUUCUUGUACCUUCCUCUAUAGUUCCCAUAAUGCCCCAUCGGUGUGACAUUAAUGGGAGUAGGAUCUCUUUUGGUACCUGUGUCCGAUGCAGCCAUAUCCAUGAGACACAAUGUCCGCCUGGAAGUGUUGAUCUGGGAUAUAAUUUAAGAGGCUGCGAACCAAUUCCUGAUCGCCGAUGGUCAUAUUCUUUAUUCGAGGAAGGCUGUGCCAAAUACUGCAACAUUACUGAGAGGACGCCACAGUGUUGCAGUGGUUUCUAUGGGCCAGACUGUAAACCGUGCAUUGGGGGUUUCCAGCACCCGUGUUAUGAUAAAGGGACUUGUUUUGACGGCAUCAAUGGGAAUGGCUCCUGUAAAUGUGAACCAGCGUUUACGGGUGUAGGCUGCCACCUCUGCUCAAACCCCAACAAACAUGGAGAGAACUGUGAUGAAGAUUGCCGCUGCGUCCAUGGCGUGUGUGAUAACAGGCCUGACAGUAUGGGGAUGUGUAGAAGAGGAUCCUGUCAGGAGGGGUUUUCGGGGGAGCUUUGUGACCAGACCGCUACCCCCUGCAAUUCAGACGGCAUCCUCGAGCACUGCCACAUUCACGCUAAAUGUGUCUACCACAACGAUCAAACCAUGUGUGUUUGUCUGCCUGGAUACGAAGGAGACGGUUACACCUGCACUAAAACCAAUCCCUGCCUCCAGCCUCAGAGAGGAGGCUGCGACGUCAAUGCUGGAUGUAUGUACGAUGCAGGAAAGGUGAACUGUGUUUGUAUGGAAGGAUGGACAGGCGAUGGACGUUUGUGUGUGGGAAUCAAUAACUGCUUGAGUGAGAGCCGUGGUGGAUGUCAUGAAAAUGCACAAUGCACAGUCACUGGACCAGGACAGAAUGAAUGUAGCUGCAAGAAAGGCUUCAUGGGAGACGGCGUCGUCUGUAAAGUCGUCAACCCCUGUUUGUCAGCUAACGGAGGCUGCCAUUCUCGGGCCACAUGUAAAUUAAAGAGCCCAGGAAUACGUGAAUGCGUGUGCCGAAACGAAUACGAAGGCGACGGACUCACAUGUUACGGAAACAUGCUUGUGGAGCUAGAUGGAAACUCUGAGUUUUAUAAUUUCAAUCGCUUCCUUCUAAGGCACAAAGUGAUUGACAGCGACAGAAGAGUCACAGCUUUGGUUCCAUCUAAAGCUGCUUUCAAAAACCUCACCGAUUCAGAGGAGUCGUUUUGGUUCGAUUAUUACAGGCUUCCUCACCUUCUGCAAGUUCAUUUUUUAGAUGGGAUAUACACCUCUGAAGACUUACAGCAGAUGGUUGGUAAAACAGUACAGACUCUAGGAAAGACUAAAUGGGAGGUCAAUAGCAACGGCAGGGAGCUCAUGAUCGGCAAUGCUACCAUCAUCGCUCCAGACCUCAAGGCAAUAAAUGGGUGCAUUCACAUCAUUGACACGGUUCUUCGACCUGCUCUAUCUGAUUUCCCUCCACCUCCUCCUGGUUUGAUGGAGUUCCUGAACAACACGCCAGAAUUCAGCCUUUUCAGGGAGGCGGCGCUGCUCUACAACUUGGAAAACAAUAUCCCAACUAGAGAUUACACCAUUUUUGUCCCAAAUGACAAUGCCAUGCAAGAGUACCUGAAAAAAACAAACUCGACACAACUGAGCCUAGACAUUGUAAAAUAUCACAUAAUUCUUGGCGAGCAACUCUUUCCUGAACACUUGGGCGAAGGAAUUUUCAAAAACACGCUUUUGGGAAAUGGCACUCAGAUCAUGUUUUUUGUGGACAUUGAUAAUCAGACAACGGCCAAUGACGUUCCCGUAAACGGAAGCUUCACUGAGACGAGGCAUGGCACUGCAUUCGGCAUCCCACGUGUCUUAGACCUCCACAAGAACCACUGCAGUAAAGAUGUGAUUUUAAAGAUUUCAGGUCGCUGUGGAGAUUGUAACACUGAACCUAAAUGCCUCUAUAAUGCCAAACCUGUGCAACCAAAGUUCCCUCAAAAUAUGAGGCCAAACUGUAAAUACAGGACAAGAGUUGAAAGAAAGAGAAUGAGUGUGCCAGGCUGUUACAUGGACUGCUUGAGAACAACAAAGGACCAUUCCUGCUGUCCAGGAUACUUUGGGCAUGAUUGCUCCAAAUGUCCUGGGAGUGUGGAUAACUGGUGCUCCAACAACGGUCAAUGUAAGGAUGGGUUGUUUGGCAGUGGGGAGUGUCUCUGUAAUGAGGGCUUCCACGGAACGGCCUGCGAGAUGUGUGAACCUGGGAGAUAUGGAAAAGACUGCAAGUCUGAAUGCCACUGUGAACAUGGCAAAUGUUUGGACGGUAUGGAGGGAAAUGGGCAGUGCAUUUGUUUCAAAGGUUGGAAGGGAGUGAAUUGCUCUGUUGCGGUAGUUAAUGAUGCCUGUGGUGGAGUUUGUGAUGUCAAUGCUAACUGUAUCUCAGGAGGUUCAGGAGCUCCUCCAACUUGUUCCUGCAUAGCUGGUUAUAAGGGUAAUGGGACAUUUUGCAAAGAAUUUGACCCAUGUACCACAAACAACGGAGGAUGUUCCAUAAAUGCAAACUGCACAAAAACAUCGCCUGGUGAAAGGAGCUGUACAUGUAAAGCUGGCUACAUUGGUGAUGGGGUUAUGUGUCUUGAAAUGGAUGCCUGCUUAGUGGACAAUGGAGGAUGUGACAAAAAUGCUUUAUGUAUGAAAACUGGACUAAACAGGGUUGCAUGCGCAUGUAAGCCUGGCUUUAUUUCUCAAGGUCAUAGAUGUCUGGCAGUUAAUCCUUGUCGGAAGAAUAAUGGCGGCUGCAGUAUUAAUGCUGUUUGCAGAUACCUCGGGGAUGGGGAACGUAAUUGCACAUGCUAUAUUGGCUACAAAGGAGACGGUUUUAAGUGUGCAGGGACUGUCAGUAGAGAGCUUCUUCGUAUGCCUGAGGCAGCAUGGUUGAGGAGAAAUAUUGGUGUAAUUAGAGUCCGAGAUCUGUACAGUCAAGGCCCUUUCACUGUAUUUGUUCCUCAUGCUGAUUAUGUGGCAAAUGUUUCGACACUGCAGAUUGAAAAGUGGACAAAUACAAGUCACAGUUCAGACCUGCUGCGGUACCACAUUGUCACUUGUGAAGAACUGCGCGAAUCAGACCUCAAAUCUGUUAAAGAAGUGGCUACCAGUAGCGGAUAUAAAUUACGCUUCAGUGUUAGAGAUGGUGUUGUGUACCUCAACGAUAAGACAAAGAUCAUCACCAGUGAUGUUGAGUGCUCCAAUGGAGUCAUACAUUUCAUAGACAAGGUCCUCUUUCCAUAUGAUCUAACGGGCAAGGCAGAUAUCAACACUGAUUUGAACAUUACCGCAGCUGCUGAACAAUAUGGCUUCAAAAUCUUCAGCAAGCUCCUACAGGAUGCAGAAUUGAUGCAUGUGGUGCAGCAUCGACCCUUUUACCCAUUCACCAUGUUCUGGCCAACGGAUGACGUUUUUAACAGUCUUCCUGAGGACAGAAAGAAAUGGCUGUACAGCGAAGACCAUCGUGAUAAGUUACAAGCCUACCUCAAAGCUCACAUAGUCCGUGACCAGAGGGUAGUUGCUGUUGCUCUUCCUGCUGAGAAGAGCUUGGAAACAUUGUUUGGAUCUGAGCUCACCUUCAGUUGCAGCAAAAAUUUAAUUGGCGACAUAUUAAUCAAUGGAAACAAUGCCAGAAUAGUAGCACGGAACAUGAUGUUUGAUUCAGGAAUCGCUCAUGGGAUUGAUCAACUUCUGGAGCCACCAAGCAUUGGUGCUCGCUGUGACAACUUCACAAGCAUAGAGAUAAAGGGACUCUGUGGUUCUUGCGGUGUGCCGCCCCGUUGUCCCAUUGGAUCAGAGGACUCAAACAGAACUAGCAUAUGUAGACGACCUUAUUCACCUUACAUGUACAGACGGCCCAGUUAUUAUGGGUUGUACUCGUACGGUUAUGGAUACAACUCAUACAGAGAUUGGCUUGGCUGUAAUCGGGUAUGCACAAAAAUGACGUGGGCUGUUAAAUGCUGUAAAAACCACUUUGGAAGAGACUGUCAAGUGUGUCCUGGAGGACUCGAGGCACCAUGUGGAGAGCAUGGAGACUGUGAUGACGGGCGCACUGGCACAGGGACGUGUAAAUGUCACAAAGGUUUUACAGGCACAGGCUGUGAGCUGUGUGAAAGCAGUCAUUUUGGGCCGAACUGCACAGCAUGUAACUGCACCAGCAGUGGCAUUUGUGAUAGCGGCCUGGGCGGUGAUGGCAGCUGUUUCUGUCAAGAGGGGUGGAUGGGUAAAUACUGCGAAUCAAAAAUCGAAGUCAAGCCGAUUUGCUCGCCUGCAUGUGAUCUCAAUGCAGUGUGCCUCCCUGAAAAUAACUGCAAGUGUGUGCCGCCCUAUGGAGGAAAUGGCAUUAACUGCACGGCCCCAGAUUUUUGCAGUGAAUAUAACGGAGGCUGCCACGAAGCAGCUGACUGUUUGCAGAGCGGUAUCAAUGUUACCUGUUCCUGUCAGGCCGGAUACUCUGGAGACGGAUACGUCUGCUCGCCCAUCAACCGAUGUGUAGAGGAGGCGAACGGUGGCUGCAGCGAUUUCGCAGAAUGCAUUUUCACCGGACCUAAUGAGAGGCGCUGCGUAUGUCUCGAGGGGUACGUGGGAAAUGGAAUCCAGUGUUUGGAGAAAGUGGUGCCCCCUGUUGACCGCUGCCUGGAGGACAACGGCGGCUGCGACCCCAAAGCCACAUGCAAAGACCUUCAUUUCCACACAAAAAUGGGGGGUGUUUUUCACCUGCGCUCACCUGAGGGGAAGUAUAAACUGAACUACAGCCAAGCACAGGAAGCUUGCAAGGCUGAGGGAGCUACUCUUGCUACAUUCAAGCAGCUCUCUGAUGCCCAACAGUUGGGAAUGCAUCUAUGUGUGGCAGGAUGGAUGGACGACAAGAAAGCUGGCUAUCCAAUCCGGUUUCCUUCUGCUAAAUGUGGUGAUAAUCAUGUUGGUAUUGUGCUGUACAAAGAGCCAGUCAACGCCAGUUGGCCGUAUGACGCAUACUGCUACAGGAUGAAAGAGGUGUCUUGUGAAUGUAAACCUGGAUACGUUGGAAAUGGGGAAUUCUGUAACGGAGACUUGGCCUCGGUUGUUGCCACCACUUCCAAUUUUUCUCUGUUCUACACAACUUUACUGAAGUAUGCAGAGGAAGGUGAGGAGGGCAAGAACCUGCUGAAGUCCCUGUCCGACAAAUCAUUAAACAUAACAGUUUUUGUACCUCAAAACAACGGUUUCUCUGCCAACAAGACCUUAUCAUGGAGGGAUUUGCUAUAUCAUAUAUCCAGCAUCAAUAGUCUGCACUUCUAUGAAGACUUGAAGCACAACACCAUAAUCCCGUCUCGUCUGGGUUCUGAUCUAGUCGUGACGAUUCCCUCCAAUUCCACUGGUCAGGCUGAGGACUCUCAACCUCAGAAAUUGGUGAAUAAGAAGGUCAUAUUGGCCUGGAACAUUCCAGCCAUCAAUGGUCUGAUCCAUGUCAUUGAUGGGCCUUUCAGAGCUCCACCUGUUCCAGUGCCGGCAGUUCUUCCAAUCUCACAGUCCAGCAGGGUCGCAGUCACCACUGUGCUGAUUGUCUUUGCCAUUGUUGCUAUUGUUGCUGGGCUCGCAUACUACGUCCUCAAGCACAAGAACGACGCCUUUCGUUUCCAGUAUUUUAAGAAUGAUGAUGAAGAUGGUGCUUCCACAAAAGGUGGUGGAAACCCUGCUUUAGUAUCCAUCCCAAACCCUUUAUACAGUGGCUACAGGGCAUUUGCAGAGCCGUUUGGGGAUUCAGCUGCUACAGACACACCCAACCUCAUGGACUAGCACAGACAUCAGCGCCGACCUCCUCUCCCUUUCAUUAUCUGCAAUCAGCUGGAGGGCCUGGCUGGAGGAGGUGGCCUCAACACCUUUGUAUAUGGUUAAACCUAAAAAUAAAAGACUUAAAUGCCCUAAUUAUGUCCUAGACAACAUCAGCCAACCGUGGUGCCUUCAGUUCAAUAAAAAUAUCUGCUAAAAA